Molecule: messenger RNA, 1389 nt
Organism: Exophiala viscosa
Lineage: Eukaryota; Fungi; Ascomycota; Eurotiomycetes; Chaetothyriales; Herpotrichiellaceae
Product: putative NADP-dependent alcohol dehydrogenase C 2
Exons: 1
Coding region: 284-1273 (329 amino acids)
Biological process (GO): alcohol metabolic process
Molecular function (GO): zinc ion binding; alcohol dehydrogenase (NADP+) activity
Source: RefSeq, a predicted model, not a curated record
UUCCCCUUGACUUCAGCAUGAUGUCAGUCAAUGGCACAAACCAGAAUGCUGAUGAAAGCAGAAGAAAAAGAUUCCGGCUGUUCAGGGUUUGUUAUGGAUCUGCCUGUUACUAAUGUUGUUUUCUUUGGUCUGUAGAGAGACUUUGUAUAAAUACUCGGAACACCCUGACCUUUGAGGCUGCUCCGGUUUCCAUUAUUCACAAGACCACGAAUAAGACAGACCAAACAGCAAGACUUGCUCCAUAUACCACAACUCCAUACCUACACUCAACACGUUUGCAAAGAUGGUUGACUUCAAAGUAUUCAAGGGCUCCAAGGGGAGCAAGAUCGUGGAAGGAACGUCGCAUAGGGAAGUCGGUCCCAAAGAAGUCCUGGUCAAGGUCACGCACAGCGGCCUCUGCGGUACCGACAUUCAUUAUAAGGGCGCCGAUAUGGUUCUGGGCCACGAAGGCGUUGGCAUCGUCGAGGAAGUCGGCAGCAAUGUAACCAUGUUCAAGAAGGGCGAUCGAGCAGGCUGGGGUUACGAGCACGACGCUUGCGGUCACUGCAAGCAAUGCCUUCGCGGCACCGAGACCUUGUGCCCACAGCGCAAAAUGUACGGCGACGCCGAUCUGGACCAAGGUUCCAUGGGAGCGUACGCGGUGUGGAAGGAAGACUUUCUAUUCCAGGUCCCCGAAGGCAUGAAGUCGGAAGAUGCCGCCCCAUUGAUGUGCGGAGGAGCCACGGUGUUCAACUCAAUGCAGCAGUACAAUAUCAGAAGCACCGACCGUGUGGGCAUUAUCGGGGUUGGCGGUCUCGGACACCUUGCUAUUCAAUUUGCUUCGCGCAUGGGUUGUCAGGUCGUGGUGUUUUCGGGCACGGAAAGCAAGAAGGACGAGGCCAUGAAGCUGGGCGCCACCGAGUUCUAUGCCACCAAGGGUGUCAGCGAACUUGAGGUCCCGGAGCCUAUCGACCACUUGCUGGUUACUACUGCACAACAACCGGACUGGAACAUGUAUCUCCGCAUCAUGGCGGCUGGGGGCACCAUUUUCCCUCUGACUGUCAGCAUGGAGGAUCUAAAGAUGCCUUACAUGCCUAUCAUUCUGAAGGAACUGAAAGUGCAGGGUAGCUUGGUGGCGGCCAGACAGAUUCACAGGGAGAUGUUGGAGUUUGCGGCCAAGCAUGAUAUUAGGCCCAUCAUCCAGACGUUCCCUAUGACUUUGGACGGAAUCAACAAGGCCUUUGAAACGCUAGAGAACGGACAGAUGAGAUAUCGUGGUGUGUUGGUCGCAUAAUCAUGGGGUUUGCAGCGAGAUCUUGUAAAAGUACUUUGAGCGCAGUCAUUUUUACCUGGGAGGGAAUACUCAUGCUAGACUUCUGAAGACAUAUAAUACCUGAUUUUAUCGGUUCA